AUGUCUUACCAUAUGACACCCAAAGCAGGACCUUCAAGCGGUAUGUAUAAUGAGAGCUGUAGUAAAGGAGAUGUGUCAGUCACUACUGUCAUAACCAUGACAGUGGGCAUUGUCUCCAACACUCUGGCUCUCUUCAUCGUUCUCAAAGCCUAUCGGCGGUUCCGUCUCAAGUCCAAAGCUUCCUUCUUGUUCUUUGCUAGUGGUCUGGUGCUGACUGAUCUUCUCGGACAUGUUAUGAAUGGCUCCCUGGCCCUAUAUGUAUAUGCCUCAGGCAAAGACUGGGAGAGCUUUGACCCCAAGAAGGUUCUUUGUGGGUUCUUUGGUGUUUGCAUGGCUUUCUUUGGUCUGAGCCCCCUGCUGCUUGGAAGCAUUAUGGCUGUGGAGCGCUGUAUGGGAGUCACUCGGCCGCUCUUUCACUCUAUGGCUUUGACCUCUAACCGUGUGAACAGACUGCUGGCACUCACUUGGCUCCUGGCUCUGCUGGUGGCCCUGCUACCAGUGCUAGUGCAGCGGCCCUAUCAGGUUCAGGGGUCCCGUAGCUGGUGCUUCUUCCGCAUGGUUGGGUCACGUGAUUGGCUGGACAUUCUCCUCCCCAUGAUCUUCUCUGUGUUGGGAUUGCUGUCUCUCCUUGUCUCGUUUGUGUGCAACACUGUGACAGGAUUCACUCUUCUGUGGUCCAGACUGCGCAGUGAACAUGACUGCCACCGCCAUCACAGAAGCUCCAUCCAUUUUGAGAUGGUCUGCCAGCUCCUUGCUAUCAUGAUUGUGUCCUGCAUGUGUUGGGGGCCUUUGCUGGUCACAAUCAUUAUCAUAACCUCGCAAGAGCAAAGGCAAGAUGCAAACGGUCACCUGCUACUGACUGUGCGCCUGGCCACGUGGAAUCAGAUUCUUGAUCCAUGGGUGUACAUUCUUCUGCGCAAGGCUGUCUUGAAGAGGCUUCUCCUGCUGGCACAGAGGUGCCACAGCCCACGUCCAAAACACGCCUUUGGGUGGAGGUUUAGUACUCUGGGGAGUUCUGUGGAGACCAGCAGCUCUGUGAACAGCAAACCAGACUUCAUCUGCUUGGAUGGUCAAUUCCUGCCAGAUACUCUCUUGAGACCCAUUGGGCACUUCCCUUGA
Colossoma macropomum (tambaqui) is the source of this 1119-nucleotide messenger RNA. It is a transcript of the gene ptgfr, whose product is annotated as prostaglandin F receptor (FP). Lineage: Eukaryota; Metazoa; Chordata; Actinopteri; Characiformes; Serrasalmidae. The transcript has 2 exons. Bases 1 to 1119 code for a protein of 372 amino acids. Gene Ontology annotation, cellular component: plasma membrane. Gene Ontology annotation, biological process: adenylate cyclase-activating G protein-coupled receptor signaling pathway; inflammatory response; positive regulation of cytosolic calcium ion concentration. Gene Ontology annotation, molecular function: thromboxane receptor activity; prostaglandin F receptor activity. The record is from RefSeq and is a predicted model, not a curated record.